CCCCCGUCUGCUCUUUAAGGAGAUGGAGCGAGCGUUUAUUUUGGUACGUUGGUUGGUGGUGGCAGGGGGAGCGCGAGCCGUGGGCAUUUGUGUGCUGGGAACAGGGAGAAUGGAAGCAGGGCAGCGGGGAGGGGGCGGGUGGGAGAAGAGCCGGGAGUGUGUUACUGUGUCUCCUCUUUGUGCACCCCUGGGGGGGUUACCCAAGUUCAUUUCCAGCAGGUGGAUUUAGAGAGGGAGUUACUUAACGCUUGACCGCCAGUUUUGAAAAAAAGGAAAAAAGAAAAAAAAAAAAAAAGGACCUGCUUCCUAUGUCUAUUAAAGGAAGCUCCAAUUUUUUCCCUCUCUCUCUCCUCUCUCUCUCUCUUUCCUCUCUUCCUAACCAGACAGCGGGAGGGUUUCUGGCUCCUCGCCAGCCCAAAAGCCUCUAAGUGUUUUGCACUUGUUUCAGGGAGCCCGGGGAUUUUUUUCAGCAUUUUCACUAGAGAACAAAGAGUUCUUUACAAAGGAAAGGGGGAGAGCGAGCUUAACGCCUGAGAUAUGUUUUUCUAUUUUUAUUAGGGAUUUUUUUUCCCCUACUAAAAAGAAAGAGAGAAGCAAAGCACAGAAUGUGUGGCAGCAACAAAAUAGAUUGAAAGGAAAUGCAGUUCUCUUACCUCCAAAUUAUAAUUUGGAAUAAAUAAGAACAGGAAUGGAAGGGGGACAAGACCAAGUGAGUUUGAUGGCUUUUAGGCCACAAAAACAGAGUGUACCUUGGAGUCAUCAAACUGGAAAAACAAUCAAGACCUGCUCAGUCCAUCUUCCCAGGGCCAGUGAAGGAUGGUGUGUGCAUCACGUCUAGUGUUUUGUCUAGACACAGCCUCUCUCUGUUCCCUGCCCCAAUGAACGUCUGCACUAGGUCCAAGGCUUGGAGUAAUUUACCUGAAGAGUGAUACCAUUUGGAAACCACUGAAGAAACCCAAGACAGCUGAAAACCAGAAGGCGUCUGAGGAGAAUGAGAUUACUCAGACGGGUGCAUGCAGCGCCAAGCCGGGCCUUCCCUGCCUGAACCUUGAAGCUGUUCCGUCUCUGAGCCCGGCCCUCAUCCACUUUCCACAUUCACCAACAAACCUGCACGCACACACAGGGUCAUCUGAUUGUAACAUCAGUUGCAAGGGGAUGACAGAGCGCAUUCAUAGCAUCAACCUUCACAACUUCAGCAAUUCUGUGCUCGAGACCCUCAACGAGCAGCGCAACCGUGGCCACUUCUGUGACGUGACGGUCCGCAUCCACGGGAGCAUGCUACGCGCCCACCGUUGUGUGCUGGCGGCUGGCAGCCCCUUUUUCCAGGACAAAUUGCUGCUGGGCUACAGUGACAUCGAGAUCCCCUCAGUGGUGUCAGUCCAGUCUGUGCAAAAGCUCAUUGACUUCAUGUACAGCGGGGUGCUGCGGGUCUCACAGUCAGAGGCCCUCCAAAUCCUCACAGCUGCCAGCAUCCUGCAGAUCAAGACUGUGAUCGAUGAGUGCACAAGGAUUGUCUCGCAAAAUGUGGGAGAGGUCUACCCAGUGAUUCAGGAUUCUGGCCAGGAGACACCCAGAGGAACACCCGAAUCAGGCACCUCGGGGCAGAGCACCGACACAGAGUCUGGCUACCUGCAGAGCCAUUCACAGCACAGUGUGGACAGGAUCUAUUCGGCCCUCUAUGCCUGUUCCAUGCAAAAUGGCAGUGGGGAGCGCUCCUUUUACAGUGGAGCUGUGGUCAGCCACCAUGAAACAGCCCUGGGACUCCCCAGGGACCAUCACAUAGAAGAUCCCAGCUGGAUUACCCGGAUCCAUGAACGGUCACAACAGAUGGAGCGGUACCUCUCCACCACUCCAGAGACCACACACUGCCGCAAGCAACCGCGCCCUGUCCGAAUUCAAACCCUGAUGGGCAACAUCCAUAUUAAGCAGGAGAUGGAGGAUGACUAUGACUACUAUGGCCAACAGAGGGUGCAGAUCCUUGAGCGCAAUGAGUCUGAGGAAUGCACUGAGGACACUGACCAAGCAGAAGGCACUGAGAGUGAGCCCAAAGGGGAGAGUUUUGACUCAGGCGUCAGUUCCUCCAUUGGCACUGAGCCUGAUUCCAUGGAGCAGCAGUUUAUGGCUGCUCUGGGCCGGGAUGGGCAGCAAGAACCUUCUCAAGCAGAUCAAAAUGACGUCCCUGCUGAUGGCACUCAGCCGCAGCAGCAGCAGCAACAUGUAGAUGCCAACUCUUCCUCACCAGAGAGAAGCAAUGACGUUGAAAUGGACAGCAAAGUGCUCACAGUCAAUAACAGCACCGAAAAGGGGGCUUUGCAGCCUUCUGUCAACACAACUGUUGCCCAACCAUUGCCAACCACACAGAUCUACUUACGCCAGACAGAAACCCUCACCAGCAAUCUGAGAAUGCCACUGACUCUGACCAGCAACACUCAGGUCAUUGGCACAGCUGGCAACACCUACCUGCCUGCCCUUUUCACCACACAGUCUGCUGGCAGUGGCCCUAAACCUUUUCUCUUCAGCCUGCCCCAGCCUUUAGCUGGCCAACAGACACAGUUUGUGACAGUGUCCCAGCCUGGCCUGUCAACCUUUACUGCCCAGCUGCCAGCCCCACAGCCCUUGGCCCCGUCUGCGGGCCACAGCACAGCGGGUGGGCAAGGCGAAAAAAAGCCUUACGAGUGCACUCUCUGUAACAAGACUUUCACCGCCAAACAGAACUAUGUCAAGCACAUGUUUGUACACACAGGUGAGAAACCACACCAAUGCAGCAUCUGUUGGCGCUCCUUCUCUUUAAAGGAUUACCUAAUCAAACACAUGGUGACGCACACCGGCGUGAGGGCGUACCAGUGUAGUAUCUGCAACAAGCGCUUCACCCAGAAGAGCUCCCUUAAUGUGCACAUGCGUCUCCACCGUGGGGAGAAGUCCUACGAGUGCUACAUCUGCAAGAAGAAGUUCUCCCACAAGACCCUGCUGGAGAGGCAUGUGGCUCUGCACAGUGCCACCAACGGCACGCCUGGAGCCACCGGCACCGGCGCGAGGGCUGUCCCCGCCGGGGUGGUGGCCUGCACGGAGGGGACCACGUACGUCUGCUCUGUCUGUCCAGCUAAGUUUGACCAAAUCGAGCAUUUCAACGACCACAUGAGGAUGCAUGUGUCAGACGGAUAAGUAGAAUCUCUCUCUCUCUCUUUGUUAUGAACAACAAAAAUAGAAACAACAAAAAAAAAAAGAAAGCUAUGGCACUAGAAUUUAAGAAAUUAUUUUUGUUUCAUUUUUACCUUUAUUUUCCUCCUUUUUUUGGGUUCAUUUUGUUUUGUUGUUUUUGUACUACAUGAAGAACUGUUUUUUGCCUGCUGGUACAUUACAUUUCCGGAGGCUGGGUGAAUAAUAAUUUUCCCAGCCUCCCUCGGAUGGUGGCCUUAAGGCCAGGUAGUGCUUCAUGAGCUCCACUGGUUGGAUCUCUAGCUACUGGCCUCUAAAUACAACCCUUCUUUACUACAAAAAGCAAACAACAAAAAAAAAAACCACAAAAAAAAAUUAAAAAACAGACAAAAAAAUAAUAAAAAAAAAAAUCUUUUUUUCUCACUUGUGAAGAGCACUACAAAAAAAACAAACAAAACAAAAUAUACUACAAAUCUACAAGGCCUACUGUCAUUAUAAGUACACCGCUUGCAGUGUUUCAAUGGACAUGAUUCACAUUGCUGACCGCUUUUGGACUUCACAGUAUCCAGUUAGAACUGUGGAAUAUUUUGCUUCUGGUUGAACAGCAACCAGAGGAAACAAGGCCCUGCUGGUUUCCACCACGAGUCUGCUUUUUCACACACACACGCAUCCACAAACACACAAAAGGGCUGAGGGGAAUGCGAGGCAGUGUGGCUUGGAUAGUGUGGAGUCCCUGCAGGGUGAGGAAAAAGAAUCAGAGGUUCCUCACCUGGAUUCUGCUCCAUCCCACGCUCUCUGGCGCACCCUCCCCGCUGCUUUUCUCGUACCACCACCUUAUAGCAGAAACCAAGAAGAUUCAGACAAAGAGCAACGGUGGCUUUUUGUAAUUUAUUCAGUGUCUUCGCUGAGCACAGGGCCUCAGCACAAUCAAGAGGGACUUUCACAGAAGGCAAAGAGAAACACAGAGGAAAAUCAAAGAUAUCAGAGGUUGCAACCUAUGGAUCUAGGUACAAGAGAAGGGUUAGUUCCCACAAUCUUUGCAAAAAAAAAAAAAAAGUUGCAUCAGGAUUUAUUCUUGUGGAA
Molecule: messenger RNA, 4239 nt
Organism: Manacus vitellinus (golden-collared manakin)
Lineage: Eukaryota; Metazoa; Chordata; Aves; Passeriformes; Pipridae
Gene: ZBTB20
Product: zinc finger and BTB domain containing 20
Exons: 6
Coding region: 1156-3162 (668 amino acids)
Biological process (GO): regulation of transcription by RNA polymerase II
Molecular function (GO): RNA polymerase II cis-regulatory region sequence-specific DNA binding; DNA-binding transcription factor activity, RNA polymerase II-specific; protein binding
Source: RefSeq, a predicted model, not a curated record